Molecule: messenger RNA, 4302 nt
Organism: Acipenser ruthenus (sterlet)
Lineage: Eukaryota; Metazoa; Chordata; Actinopteri; Acipenseriformes; Acipenseridae
Product: myotubularin-related protein 1-like
Exons: 19
Coding region: 236-2371 (711 amino acids)
Biological process (GO): phosphatidylinositol dephosphorylation
Molecular function (GO): phosphatidylinositol-3,5-bisphosphate 3-phosphatase activity
Source: RefSeq, a predicted model, not a curated record
AGCUGUGCUAGGGUAUAGGGCCGUUGCAUCCUGGGUAAUCGCAGCAGUGGCGCUACACUGGAGGGAGAUACGGCUGCUUCCUUAUUCAGACGCUAAUCGGCGGAAGCGUUUUGUUGUUGUUAAAAAAUAAACACAGGAAGCCCCAGUCCCGGGAAACCAAAACGCCCGUCUCCCCAAAGCCAGCUGGGGCUAUUGACCACCAAACACAGAAAAGGAAAUAGGAAACUGAAAUAGCAUGGAAAAGCUGACGGCAGGAGCCGGAGGAGGCUGCUAUAGCGCAGAGCAGGGCUCAGCUGUUCCCGGAGUCGCUAGGAAACCACCCAGACCACUCGGAGCAGGAGUGGGGUCAUCCAGGCAGCCCAGCGUGGAGGCUUUGGAGAGUCCCUCAGGAUCGCAUGUGGAAUGGUGUAGACAGCUGAUAGCAGCCACCAUCUCCAGUCAGAUCGCUGGCCCUGUGUCGUCCGAGGCCAUCUCCCGGGAUUACAAGGUUGGCUGGAGGCCUGAUCUGAGGGUAUCCAAGAGGCCUCCUCUGCCGGCAUCCAAGAGGCCUCCUCUGCCGGACUGUCCGGACGGACCCAACAGCUAUCUCUCAGACGCUGACCCUGAGCUCACACCUCACACCUCGGCUCUGAGAGACGGGAACAGACUGGCACAAAUGGAAGAGGCGCCACGCUUUCCUGGGGAGUCUAUCAAAGCCAUCGCUAAAGAUGUGAUGUAUAUCUGCCCUUUCACUGGAGCGGUUAGCGGGACACUCACUGUGACUGAUUACAAACUUUACUUCAAGAGCCUGGAACGGGAGCCACCGUUCAUCCUGGAUGUUAAUCUGGGAGUGAUCAGUCGACUGGAAACCAUCGGAGUCCAGAGCCAUGGGGAGAACUCGUGUGGGAUGGAGAUUGUGUGCAAGGAUAUGAGAAACCCACGCUUCGCUUACAAACAGGAAGAGCAGAGCAAACUGGAGAUCUUUGAAAACCUCACCAAACAUGCGUUUCCCGUUUCCAAUGACCUGCCCCUCUUUGCGUUCCUGUAUAAGGAGAAGUUUCCCGUUGACGGCUGGAAAGUGUACGACCCUGUAGCUGAGUAUAAAAGACAGGGUCUGCCGAAUGAGAGCUGGACAAUAAGUAAAGUGAACAGCAACUAUGAAUUGUGUGACACCUACCCUGCUCUCCUGGUCAUCCCCACCAGCAUCAAGGACGAGGAUCUGAGGAGAGUGGUGGCGUUCAGAGCCAAGCAUCGCAUUCCUGUUUUAUCAUGGAUCCACCCGGAGAGCCAGGCUACCAUCACCCGCUGCAGCCAGCCUUUAGUGGGGCCCAGCGACAAGCGCUGCAAAGAAGAUGAGAAGUACCUACAGACCAUCAUGGACGCCAACGCCCAGUCUCACAAACUCACCAUCUUUGAUGCCAGGCAGAACAGCGUCGCGGACACAAACAAGGCUAAAGAGGGCGGGUAUGAGAGUGAGAGUUUCUACACCAACGCUGAGCUGACCUUUUUAGAAAUCCCCAACAUCCACGUGAUGAGAGAGUCCCUUCGCAAGCUGAAGGAAAUCACUUACCCCGUCAUCGAUGAAGCCAAGUGGCUCUCCAACGUGGAUUCAACCCACUGGCUGGAGUACAUACGGUUGCUUCUGAUGGGUGCCGUGCGCAUCGCAGAUAAGCUGGAGUCAGGGAAGACCUCGGUGGUAGUGCACUGCAGCGAUGGCUGGGACCGCACGGCACAGCUCACCUCCCUGGCCUUGCUCAUGCUGGACAGCUACUACAGGACCAUCAAAGGCUUCGAGGUGCUUAUUGAGAAGGAGUGGAUCAGCUUCGGACACAGGUUUGCAGUGCGUGUCGGCCAUGGAGAUGUGAACCACACGAACUCUGAGAGAUCCCCCCUCUUCGUGCAGUUCAUAGACUGUGUCUGGCAGAUGAUGAGGCAGUUUCCGGCUGCGUUUGAAUUCAAUGAGCUGUUCCUCAUCACUAUCCUGGACCACCUGUACAGCUGCCUCUUUGGAACAUUCCUGUAUAACUCUGAACAGGAGAGAGUGAAGGCGGAGCUGCACACUAAGACAGUGUCCUUGUGGUCCUACAUUAACAGCCAGCCAGAGGAGUUCACCAACCCCUUCUAUGUGAACUAUGAAAACCACGUUCUGUACCCCGUGGCCAGCCUGAGGCAUCUUGAGCUGUGGGUCGAUUACUAUGUGCGCUGGAAUCCAUGCAUGAGACCACAGAUGCCCGUUCACCAGAACCUGAAGGAGCUGCUGGUGAUCCGCUCAGAGCUGCAGAAGAAGGUGGACGAGCUGCAUAGAGAGGCCAGCACCCGCUCCCUGUCCUCCUCCUCUGACCGGGGCUCGACCCCCUCCCACUCUGCCACCCCCGUCCACACCACCGUGUGACAGGCAGGGACGCACCGGAGCAUCCCCACAUCUGUGCCAAUAGCAUCACAGAACAACAGUAUGCACAGAGGAGGGACAAAUACAAAGAGACAUGCUGGCUUCAGAGAGACUCAACUCAUGAGAUAUUUAAAGAAUGUGUGUUUUUAUUCAUGAAACUGCUGUGAAAGAAGCCAGCAGUACUUGGUUAUUCCUAGAAACGAUUUUAAAAAUAACAUCCUUCAGUGAGGAUAUUUUAAAGUGGGCUGUAUAUUUAAAAUGUAUAUUGUUAUUUAAAUCAUCAUUCAGAUGUUGGCAGUUGGUGUUGUGUACAAGGCUCAUCAAGCUCAACCUGUCAUGCUUACCGUAAAAACCGGUGUAUAAGUCGCACCGGUGUAUAAGUCUCCCCCAUCCCCUUUUUGAGACAACAAUUUCAGGAAAAAGCCUAUAGGUCACACCGGUGUAUAAGUCGCUCCCCCCUUUUUUAGGACCCCAUAAAAUACCUAGAAAAUAGACUUCUACAAAGGUUUUUACAGUAUUUCUAUUUUGUUACGGGAUAUAAGAAGUCAGUAUUGAGAAUAAGGGAUAGUGCCAAACGGUUAAAAGUCACGACUAACAGUCGUUUCUUUAAACUACAGGCCAGCUGGCGUUGUGUUAGUAAAGCUGUUGCAAUUGCGUGCAUUGACUUUAAAUGUCCUGGACUGUGAAUAAGCACAGCACACUAUCCAGUCUAGGUCACUGCUGUUGGUGUACGCAUGUUAAAAAAUGCCCACACUCUAUAGUGUAGUUUUUAUCUGAAAAAAAAGGAUGCAUUCAGUUUAUCCACAUGCUGCCACUUUUUAAAUCAUGGGAAUAGUUUCCUCCCUGGCCUUUUACACAAGACUAUGGGAGUCAAAGGGCACUGUUUUAUUAUUCUAAUAGUGAAGGGGUUUAUAUCUGCAGCUGUCUACAUCACUUGAGCAGGUGAUCUACCUUCUUUGAUGUGCUUUUACAGUGUCCUGUCCCACACGUGCACACAGCCAUUCGUUUUAUUAUCUGAAGUCUUGCAUGAAGGGAUUUGAAACACACACAAACAUCUAUCGAAAUACUCAAUUUUUUUUAGCACAUGUUGGCAUGCCAUAUAGCAUUUUGUUCAGAAGAGUCUUUCUUGAAGAACACACAGUGGUAUUCCCUGAACGUGUUACCUAAUAAUAAUAAUUAAUUGUAAAGGUCAUUGGCCUAUAGGUUUAAAUAGUGUUUAUAAAAAUAUUAGACAUAGAUGACAGAACUACAGAAAGUGUCCAGAUCAGAGUAAGCCCUUGAUUUGAAGUGAAGGGCAGGUUAACAAACCUUUAUUAUAUUGGUACUUUUAAAGCACCAGAUUUUGUAGUGAAUGCAAAUGGAAAUGCAGCUGUUCUAGUGGAAUGCAUACGGGUGUUAUGGCUAUUGUUAUAAAUGGUAUGUGUUUGUGAUUCAAAUACAAAUGUUAUCUGUAGUCAAUCAAGCACAUUGUAAUGUGUAAUUUUUCUGUCAGUGGAACAAGUUCCUUUUUUUUUAAAUUCUAUAUAUGCUCAUUUUUAUAUAUGAUAUUUAGUUAACUGUUAUAUUGCACCUAAUGUGUUAUGUACAAUGUGUUAUUUCUGUGCGUACUGAUAUGUUUCCAAUGUGUGUCUUUUCCCAAGAAAAAGAUGUGCCAUAUCUUUAAGAAAGUAUUAUAAAAAAACUUAAGACAUUCCUUGAUACCUUAAACAUGCUCUUGUCUGUGAUUUCAGUUUGUUUUGUUUUUAAUGUUGAACAGCUUCGCUCAGAUUGAAAUGUAUGGGUAGACUGUAUGGAUACCAUUGAGGUUCAGGGUUACCAAUUUGGUUUAUUUAUCAGAUGCAUGUAACAGUGUGGGUCCUGUAUGUUACUGAACCACACAGUGUUUUUAUUAUUUUGACAUUAAGGACGUAUUAAAAGUCUGUGUGUGUGCUGAA